AUGGCACAACUGCGGGAAGAUCUGGAUGCCUACAGGUUGUUCAAAGAGCUCCUGGGAGGGUUCGGAGAGUUUGAUGUCUAUGAAUUAACUGCGGGAACAAUAACAACACCAGAGAAAUUUAUUGAACUAUCAUUUCCAGCUUAUUACAUUACGAAUAUAACAUCAGCAGUGUUCAAUAGUACGGAGUUUAAGAAUGAGGUGAUGGAAAUUUCAAAUGAAUUAGAACCAAUGUUUUAUAAUAAAGAAUCAUUUGUUGGAGGUGUUGCAACUAUAUCAUUUGUUUUAUCAGGUACCACUACAGCUAGUUGGAUGAUGUUUUUACUAUUGUUUCUUGCUUCAAAUACUAUACCCAAUUCUUUAAUUUUAACAAAUUUAUUUUUUUCAGUUAGUCAUAGUGUUAUGCUGGUCAAAUUAACUAAAAUUUUACAAUGUCAAUAUAGUCAAAAUUAUUCAGAUAUGGAUGAAGUUAAAAAUUGUAUAACAUUUGGUACAAGUUAUCUUGUUGUACGAUCCAUAUCCACAUUAUUAGUUUGGAUUUCAUGGGUUGAUAUAAUGGUUCAAAUAUCAAAAUAUUCAUAUAAAAAGAAAAUAAUUAUAUGUGGAUGUAUUUUAAGUAUUAUAAAUUUUGCAAUUAGAUUAGCAUAUGGAUUUUUAUAUACAAGAAUGGAUAAUAAUGAACCAGGAUUUAAAGCUAUAAAAGGUAUACAUUAUGCUUUUGACUACUUGAUGUUGAUAAUAUUUAUUUGUCAAGUUGCUAGAUAUACUAUUAGAAAAAGACAAUUUGCAUACAAUAGGAAAACAAUGGCUUUAGCAGUUUUCAGCUGGAUUAUAAUGUUGACACCAUUUGUUUUUUGUACUAUAGAUGUUAUUUCAUAUUCUUUGAGAACGUGGUCAUCAUAUAUUUUUUCAUUUGCUAUUUUAUCUUCUAUAGUGGUUAUUUGGGAAUGGAUUCAUACAAUAAGAAUAAUGGAAUUGAAAUAUGAAAGAAAAGCUGUCUUGGGGAGAAGGAUUUCCAAUGAUAGUUUCUUAGAUGACCCAAUGAAUCCUAAUUUAGAUCCAAAACAUCAUCAUAAUAAUGGAUAUAUCCUCAAGAGUUUGAAUUUACUUACACUUUUAUCAUCAUUAAAUUUCUGGGGUAAGUUACAAAAAUAUUUUCAAACGAAAACUCAUCAAUAUUCCCAGGCAAACUCGGAUCAUCCAGAAGAUGUGUCAUUCAUAGAGAUGGUAGAUGGACUAUCAAGACAAAGCUCAUAUCAAGGGUCAGCAGUAUCGUAUGAUAAUCACCCAGAGUUUAACAUAGAUCAUCGGUAUCUAAGGAACACUCCUUCUUCUUUUGCAGGAAGUCGAGAUACACCUUUAAGUAUGAGACCAGCUUCUUCUGAACCACCACGAAGCAAAGGCCCCACCCCUCGUAUCAACGAAGAAUCUACCCAGGAAUCCCAUGAAACAAAUGACGACCAAAACAAAUACAACUAA
Molecule: messenger RNA, 1476 nt
Organism: Hansenula ciferrii
Lineage: Eukaryota; Fungi; Ascomycota; Saccharomycetes; Phaffomycetales; Wickerhamomycetaceae
Product: PalH/RIM21 family protein
Exons: 1
Coding region: 1-1476 (491 amino acids)
Biological process (GO): cellular response to pH
Cellular component (GO): plasma membrane
Source: RefSeq, a predicted model, not a curated record